Microcebus murinus (gray mouse lemur) is the source of this 2048-nucleotide messenger RNA. Lineage: Eukaryota; Metazoa; Chordata; Mammalia; Primates; Cheirogaleidae. The record is from RefSeq and is a predicted model, not a curated record.
CCCCGGCGCGCGCGGCGCCGGCUGCGGCUGGAGAGGUCGAGGCAGGGCCGAGCGCUCCCAGCCCAGGCGAGUCCCAGGCCCCCGCGGCGGGCCGGGCUGGAACCCGAGGCCAACCUGGGCACCCGCACUCGCUCAGACAGCUCGGGUCUCCGCCCCCGGGCCGGCCAUGGCUUCGGAGCAGUGGUUCGUGGGGCCGCUCCCUCUGGGCCCCGGAGAAACGCCGCCCCCCGACGACUUGGAACCCGGGGCGCAGGCCUGCGGAAAGCCCUCGUGGUCGACGCCCCCUGCCAUUCCGGGGGACCCGCCGGAGCCCGAGGCUGAGGACGUCCAGGAGCAGCUGCAGGAGGCCCCAGCCGCCUCCACGCCCUCCCCCGAGCCGCUGGGCCCCGGGCCCGGGCCAGCCGCUCCCCGCCUCGCCCUGGACACCAUGUUCAGCCCCAUCACCGAACAGCUCCGCUACCUGCUCAAGAAGGCAGAGGACUUCCAGAGCUACCUGCUCUACAGCAGGGACAGCGUACAGAAGGAACAGCUGGCAAAGGCCAUGCCGACCUUCCUGCAGAUGUGCGAGCCCUACUUCCUGUACCUGGAGGCAGCCGCGAGGAGCAUGCCCCCCAUCUACGGAGCCCUGCAGGAGCUGAUCCGGAAGGGGGUCUGUGUGUGCUUCCAAGCAGCUGUUGGAGAUCUCCCAGCAGCUGACCCUGCGCCUGGAACAGCUGGUCCUCAUGUAUGCGUCCUUCGGCUUCGUGAGCCUGGAGGACACGGACCCUCUGAGCAUCUCCUGCUUCUUCUGCGGGAGGUUCUCCAUCAGCCCUUCCCACGAGGUGUCCAUCUUCAGAUACUGUGCCCCGGCUGCCUACACUGCCAGCCGCUUCCCCAGGUACCUCUACAAGAAGAUGCGCUGGAGCCUGGAGACCAUGCCAGAGCCCGGUGGCAGGGGGCAAGAUUCCCAUGUGGACUACUAUUUCCUGUGCUACCGAGACACCUGGGAAGACACAGGCAAGAGUCCGGCCAAUUCGUGCCCCCAGAUCCAGAAGCUGUGGUCCAUUGGCCGAUGGGUGCCCCUAGGACCGGCUGAGGACGACAUUUACUCCUGUCUUUGAAAGCUGGUAUUUCGGGCUUACAAGUGCAUCUUAAUUCAGACUAGCCACAAGCAGCUUUAUAUUGUCUUCUUCAAAUGAAAGCCACAGUCUGCGUGCCCUAAACGUUUCCGGUGGGUAGUGGCAGUGCAAUACUGGAAGAGGAAGGAAACAAGCUUGAUUUCCUGGGUCCUGUUGCUCAGCAGCUGUCUACACCCGUGCUUCUCACACUUUAGCACAUACCAGAAUCACGCGGAGAGGUCCAUCAUUAGGACUGGGCCUAGACUCAAGUCCUUGCAUUUCUAACAAGUCCCCGAGUAUGGCUGCUACUGCUGGCCCAGGCACCACACUUUGAGAACUUCUGGUCUACAUCUGCAUCAUGGUUCUCAAACUUGGCUGCACAUUGGAAUAAGCUGGGAGGAGCUUUAAAAUAAAAAUACGGAUGUCAAGCACCCCCACACAACAUUCUGAUUUGCUCGCCACAGGGGGCCUCAGUUAAGUUUAAUAUGCGGGAAAGUUAGAGAACCCCUGGCUCUCUCCUGCCUUUCUCUCGGGAUCUCCCAGAAUCAAGGUCAAGCACGUGGUCAGUGUAGGGACAAUAGGGUCAGGAGUUGGGCCCUUCUUGGACUGAGCUGCUCUUGGCUGUAUGAGCCUUUCUUCUCAUGUGUACUUCAUUUGCUGUCCCUAUGCAGGGGGCAGAGUUGGACAGACCGAGGAGUCCAAACAGCAAUUCCAAAAAGUUCCUGGGCCUCACCUUUUCUGGUCUCAGUGCACUUCUAAGAAGCUGUUAAACUCUAGCCCCAGAAUUUUAACUGCACAGAUACAGUUUUACAGACAACUUGGGGCGUUCACCCUCCCUCUCCAACCCUCAUCCAGGGAAGAGAAAUUAACCAGGGCUUGCAAAUGGACAGCCACAGGUUCUGUUGUAAGCAGGUGAUGCUUGCCACUCUCCCUCCCUCCCUCAAGAUUUUA